Molecule: messenger RNA, 896 nt
Organism: Cucumis melo (muskmelon)
Lineage: Eukaryota; Viridiplantae; Streptophyta; Magnoliopsida; Cucurbitales; Cucurbitaceae
Exons: 1
Coding region: 20-712 (230 amino acids)
Biological process (GO): response to desiccation
Cellular component (GO): plasma membrane
Source: RefSeq, a predicted model, not a curated record
ACGGUCUCUUCGGUCCAUAAUGGGCCUAUUUUUGUCAUUUACUAUUCUCACUCUGUCACUACAGUCUACAGCUCAUCUUUCCAUUUCCUUAAUUCUCUCUCUAACUUUACUUUCUCAAAAUCUCACCGAUCCUUCCUUCCUCCUUCCUCCGGCGAAGAAGAUGGGGAAAAAACGUAACUGGAGCUGGAGCUCCGCUCUUGUCGGAGCGGCGUCGGCAGUUGCAGCCACGGCGAUCAUUUCCGCAAAGCCCAAGGACCCCACCUUCCACUUGAUCUCAAUUAAGUUCACUUCCUUCAAGCUCAAACCGCCGGUGGUGGACGCGGAGCUCAUCCUCACCGUCCACGUCACCAACCCCAACGUCGCUCCCAUCCACUACUCCUCCACCGCUAUGUCCAUUUUCUACGAGGGUUCCCUCCUCGGCUCGGCCCAGGUCGAUGCCGGUUCGCAGCAGCCCCGGUCGUGUCAGGUUCUACGUCUUCCAGCCCGGCUCGACGGCCUGAAACUGGCCCACCACGGCAGCCGGUUCAUCUCCGACGUGGCCAAGCGAGAGAUGGUUCUGGAUGCGAGUGUGGACAUUGGGGGUUUUGCGAAAGUGCUGUGGUGGAGUCACAAAUUCAAGGUCCACGUGGACAGCCAUCUCACCGUUGAUCCCGUCUUCCUUGAUGUCCUUGAUCAGGAAAACACUUCUCAACUUGAGCUCUUUCUUAAUUAAUAACUUUCUUAAUUCAUCUUUGCAUUUCCUAGUUAACUAUAUUUCCUUAAUGUUUUUGGUUAAUUGUAGGAUUAGCAUUUUGAGCAAAUGAAUGAAGAAUUAUCAAUUUUCUUCUAUUUUUAUUUAAACAUUUGGCUUUUGUGAAAUUAAAUACCAUUCAUUAUUUUCGUUUGUUUCUGCCUAA